Molecule: messenger RNA, 753 nt
Organism: Spizellomyces punctatus DAOM BR117
Lineage: Eukaryota; Fungi; Chytridiomycota; Chytridiomycetes; Spizellomycetales; Spizellomycetaceae
Product: protein transporter TIM23
Exons: 4
Coding region: 1-753 (250 amino acids)
Biological process (GO): protein import into mitochondrial matrix
Cellular component (GO): mitochondrial inner membrane; TIM23 mitochondrial import inner membrane translocase complex
Molecular function (GO): transmembrane protein transporter activity
Source: RefSeq, a predicted model, not a curated record
AUGCCUUCUUGGUUUGGUUUCGGUGGACAACAGGCUUCAGAGCCCACUCCCACUUCUUCCACCGACGUGUCCAGCACAGCAACCACAUCCGACCUUCCUCACUCCUACCCUUCCCAAUCUUCCUCCAUGCAAGCAAUAACCGUUUCCGACAUGCUGGCAGACCUUGGUUCAGCAGGCCCAGACCUUAACAAUGUAAAGCAGAAGCUUGCACCCGUCCCACAAGACGACGUUGAGCUGCUGUACUUGGCGGACAACCCUUUCGGACUUCCGCCGACGGAACGCCAAACAGGAACCUUUGGUCCGCUGCCAAUGAGAACAAACUAUGAUAAACUCUUGUAUGGUGUUGGAACCGCAUAUCUGGGUGGUCUAUCUGGGGGAGGUGUAUACGGUGCCUUGAGAGGUUUGCGUACCGCACAGGUACCAACAUUCAAGGUUAGAAUGAACAGUGUACUCAAUCAGACCACACGUUAUGGUCCAUGGGCGGCAAACUCUAUGGGCAUUCUGACAAUGGGAUGGGCACUACUUGACAACGCCUUUGAGAUGAUAAGAGGAGAAUCUGACUAUAUCAACCAUAUUUCUGCUGCGUUUACGUCUGGAUUCAUCUUCAAGUCGACAGCUGGUCUGCGACCUGCAUUUUUGACAGGUUCCAUACUCGCUAGUGUAGUGGGCUCUUACGGUUUGUGGGAUAAGUUGAGAACGGAUGGCCUGCGUCUGCCAACGGUGGGACGAGGCCAACCCGCAGCAUCUGCGUAG